Monopterus albus (swamp eel) is the source of this 2004-nucleotide messenger RNA. Its product is annotated as hydroxylysine kinase-like. Bases 335 to 1432 code for a protein of 365 amino acids. Lineage: Eukaryota; Metazoa; Chordata; Actinopteri; Synbranchiformes; Synbranchidae. The record is from RefSeq and is a predicted model, not a curated record. Gene Ontology annotation, molecular function: amino acid kinase activity. The transcript has 5 exons.
UGUGUACUUGUUACAUUCCGAUAGUUUAACAUCCAUGGACAAACUAUAUGACCACAGUGGACAAUACACACACCAGCUGCUGUUUUCAACGACUUGAGUACUGACCUCAAACCUUUAUGACGUUAAGGAGCAACAUUUUUCCUUUUUUAUUCACUGAUCAAAUGUCAGAAAAUAAGGACAAAGGCCCAUCAUAGGUUUCAAGAGUCCAAAUGUAAUCUUUUAUUUGCUAUUUGGUUUGGAAACGCAACAUCAAGAAUAACAUUUCUAAUGAGAAGAGACAAAGAAAAGCUAUAAAUCCACUACACAGUUACUGCAAAAACAUAUUCUUUUUCUCAUGAUCACUUGUUUUCAUGUAGCAUUAAUGUCGGAAAAGCAUUCAAAGCCAAACUUCAGCCAAUCUCAGGCGUCUGAGAUGGUGAAGAGGCUCUUCAGGUUAACACCAUCAGAAAUUCACUCCCUGCCCAGCUACGAUGACCAGAACUUCUACGUGGCGGCCGUUGAGGGUGGCGAGUACAUCCUGAAGAUCAUGAACUCAGAGGACACUAAGAACCCCAACCUGAUUGAGGUGCAGACAUAUGCCAUGUCCUUCCUGCAGCAGAACGGACUCCCUUGCCAGACAGCCCUGCCUACUAGCUCAGGACAUCUCAUGAGUCUGGAAGAAAUGGACUGUGGCUAUGGUUGUCAGAAGUACCUGGUGCGGCUGUUGACUUAUUUGCCUGGAACCACUAUUUCCAAAGUUCCUUUAACACCACAGCUACUGUAUGAAACCGGCAAGACAGCAGCCAGAAUGGACACAAUCCUACAAAAGAUGGAGCACCCUCAUCUUACUUUGUUGCACAGGGAGAAUUUCAUUUGGAGUUUGUCAAGUUUUACCCUCCUGGAACCAUACAUCAGUGUAUUGGAUGGAGAUCCUCUUCAGGAGGUUGUGAAGUCUGUCAUUCAUCAGUAUAAGAUCUCUGUGCUCCCCAAACACCCCAGUUUCCGCAAGUGCAUUAACCAUGGUGAUUUCAAUGACCUCAAUAUACUCGUGCAACCUUGUGAGAGCGACGGCUACAGGAUUUCUGGCAUCCUUGACUUUGGGGACAUGAACAGUGGCUACUACAUCUAUGAGCUAGCCAUCACUGUCACCUACAUGAUGAUAGAACACCCUAGACCCAUUGAGGUGGGUGGACCUGUCCUCGCAGGCUGGGAAAGUGUUCUUCCCCUCAAUGAGGCAGAGAAAGAAUGUCUAUAUGUGCUAGUGCUGUCCCGUUUCUGCCAGUCGUUGGUUAUCGCUCGUUACGCUGUGACCUUGAAUCCGGAAAAUAGGGAGUAUCUGAUGACUACCUCCAAGAAGGGAGUCCACAUUCUCCAUCAACUGUGGGAGCUUGGAAAGGAGCACGUGGAGAAGGUGUGGUUUCAGAGUGCUGCUCAGUUCAGUGAUGGAAAGUGAGAAAUAUGUGAGAAAACAUUUCUUAAUGAAUAUGAUUUAACUCAGCCUUUGAAACAAAUCAAGUAUAAUUUUAAGAUCAGAUUAUAUCUGUCUAGCACAUUCAUGUAUCUCUGUGAACAGAAUUUGAUGUUUGUGGAGCAGGAAGGUUCACAUAACAUCUUUAAAGAUACUAAACUCAGGAGCGUCUGGGUCCUCACAAGAUACAUGGGUGCCAUGUGUCUGUACUGUAGGUAUAUUUAGUAUAUACUGUAAUUUGUGCUGGGAAUGAAGUGUGGAGGAGUAGGAAACCUAAGCUACACUGCAACAGUGUCCAAUGUUUCCUUUCUGAAAGAUCUUGUGCCUCAAGUAAUUUUAAUCUGUUAGCAAAGCAAGCAGUGAAAUUUGAUCCUCAGCUCACACAUCAGAUAAAUUGUAAGAACUGGGUUUAGACUGGCAGUUGUGCACAGAGUAUGAAAUUCUGUUUUGCUUGGAGAUUGACUUCAAAUCUUGAAAUGUGUUUCUAAUGUUUUACUCUGGUCCAGAUGUUAAUCAUUUACUACUUUUAUACCAUUCCAAUUAUCUCAAUAAACAAA